CCUAGGUACAUUUAAUUGGGAGACCCUAGGCUACUUGAUACUUUUAGUGGUCUACUAGUUGGUUUAGGGCCACGUCCUCGGUCACAAUCCGGGUAAUUCCCCCGUGUUACAAUUUUCUGGCGUUGCUGGUAGGAUCUGGCAGUUGGAACAGAUAGUGUUUGUGUGUAUAGAUCCUUUUUUUUUUCCUCUUCUUUCUUCUCUUGAUUUUAAUUGUGCUGGUUCUGUGGUGCUCUAGUAGAGAUCCUUAUAGAUUUUUUUUUUUGGGUGAGAGCAUAAUAGUGCAACAGUAAGCACAUCGUGGGACCUAGCUGGAUAGACGAAGCUGUGACCAAGGAUCAUCAUUUCCUGGUGCGAUGGAUGAGGAACUUCAAGAACUCCGUGUUCGAGUCCAGCAGUUGGAGGCCGAAAGGAGCCGUCUGCAGCAGGAGAGGGAUUCUGCAUUAGCAAGUUCAAAUCGACAGGAUGAUGUACAAGCUGGCCCAAGUACAAGUGGCACUCCGACGAACAGGGGGGCUGAUCGCAUAAUCUACCUACCAAGAGAGAGAAAAUGUCCAAUCUUCAGAGGAACUCAUGGUGUUGGGGUGGAGGACUGGAUAGAAGAGGUUCGCACCAGUAUGCGAGUCCGCCAUGUUGGACCCACAGAUCAGGCUGCUUUCAUUUUUGACCAUCUUGAAGGGGAAGCUCGAGAUGAGAUCAAAUAUAGGUCAUCAUCUGAACGAGGACUUCUUUUCACGGAGACCUGCAAUGAUUGGUCACAGCAGGCACCUGAGGAGAACAUUGAUGAGGAUGAUGUGGCGUCUGGAUCUUGGUUGGUGCUCCGAGAGACUGGCAGUAAUGCAGCCAUGCCAUUGGUACAAGAACCAUCAGAUAUCCCUACAGUUCGGACGCCUGUUGAAGUGCCACAGUCUCCACAAACCUCUCAAAGCAGUAGGGUUGGGCCUAGAAGAUCAACUCGUAAAACUGCUGGAAAACACUCCAAUCCCCAUCGUCUCCCAGUACCUGCAAGGAAUGAAGAUAGUGGGGCUGCUGCUUCUCUGAUCCCUGGUGCCAGCAGCUUGGCUACAGCCAUUUUUCGGCCUUGGUCCUAGUCUUUAUCGUUGGGCCACCGAUCCACAGAGGGGGGGUAGGAUGUAACCGGGUGGUCUAGUGGGUGUAAAUUCCCACCCGUUUUGGGUCCUUGAACACAUCACAGCUCCGUUUCUUUACCUUCACGUCUGCUUUACAGAAUUGACAGGCUCAUUAGCGUAUAUAGGCACCAGGUGUGCAAGCAAGCUAUGAGAGUCGGCUUAGUUUGGUGUGCAGUAGAUUCUUCUGAGCAUUGGGAGCCGUGCUGCU
Molecule: messenger RNA, 1335 nt
Organism: Cyprinodon tularosa
Lineage: Eukaryota; Metazoa; Chordata; Actinopteri; Cyprinodontiformes; Cyprinodontidae
Exons: 3
Coding region: 354-1088 (244 amino acids)
Source: RefSeq, a predicted model, not a curated record